GUGGAUCGAUCCGAGAAGUUGAAGCUAGUCUGUGUUGGGGAUGGGGUGGAAAGUGGAUAUAGUGAUGGAUGAUGGUACCUGCAUAAGGGUUAUGCAUACCAAGACAAUGUGAUGAGCAUAAAUAGACUAGAAGAGACAUGAUGUGAAAAAAAGUGCUAUUGCGACGGGGAUAUACUCAUUUCACCAGCUGGACAAGAUGCAACUCUCCCUAACCUUCCUCACGGCCUUCGCCUCGCUGGCAAUGGCCCAGAAUCCGUUUCUGUAUAAUCCAGGCGAUCUGACGAGCAUCACGGCCGGCUCCUCAUUCAUGAUCAAAUGGGCCCCGUCGACGGGGACGACGGAUACCGUGACCAUCUUGCUGAGGCAGGGAAAUCCAGCGCAAUUGACGACCGUUGAGACGAUUGCUUCAAGCAUAACAAACACCGGCGCCUACCUCUGGCCCGUCCCCGCCUCCCUCGUCAACGGCGCCCUCUACACCUUCGAGAUCUACGACGACCUGAACCACGAUCUGGCCAACUACUCCAAUCAGUUCUCCAUCGUGUCCACGAAUACCGUGACGUCUGUACUCGCGGCGCCCGCGAGUACGAUUACUACGAAUGGACAUGUUACGACGGUUUAUGCGACGGCGACAGCGGCGGCGGUGGUGGGGAGUUCGAGUGUGAGUGGGAGUGGGAGUGGGACGACGACGAGUCCGGUGGAGAGUCCGGUGGCGACGAAGAAUGCGGGGAGUAGGAGGGAGGUUGGGGGUGUGGUGAUGGGGGUUGUGGUUGGGGUUUUGGCUGUUUUGUGAGAGGGUGAGGAGAGGUUGGGUUGUGUAUAUAGGCCCGGGGAUUUUCUUGGGUGUGAGGAGGGGCUUGGUGUAUAUGAGUGUUGGGUUUGAAGAGCCUCUUUUGGACAGAAGAUGAGAUAGGAAUACAUAAUGUUUAGUUACAGCCGUGCGAGGUGCAUGGGUGGAUCUUUCUUUGAGAUACAGUAAGUUAGGGCAUCGGGUUUGUAUUCGGUUAUGUCUAUAUCUUUUGUUACAUAUCACAAGUGGGAAUCUAGUCCCUCUAUUGUGGGAUAUGGCUCGA
Mollisia scopiformis is the source of this 1070-nucleotide messenger RNA. RefSeq lists its product as uncharacterized. The coding region runs from base 197 to 790 and encodes 197 amino acids. The transcript has 3 exons. The record is from RefSeq and is a predicted model, not a curated record. NCBI's taxonomy places the organism in Eukaryota, Fungi, Ascomycota, Leotiomycetes, Helotiales, Mollisiaceae.